This is a messenger RNA of Lactuca sativa (garden lettuce), 810 nucleotides long. Lineage: Eukaryota; Viridiplantae; Streptophyta; Magnoliopsida; Asterales; Asteraceae. The record is from RefSeq and is a predicted model, not a curated record.
AUGAAGGAAACAGAAACCAUAGAUGAGUAUGCAGGAAAAAUCUCAGCUAUGAUUUCUAAAUUUGGGAGUACAGGGGCAAUAUUGGAAGAUGAAGAGUUGGUAAGAAAGCUAUUUGAUACAGUCCCAGAAAAGUUUAUAAACUUGGUGGCAUCAAUUGAGCAAAUUUGUGACAUGGAAUCAAUGUCAUUUGAAGAAACAAUUAGGCAUUUGAAGGCUUAUGAAGACCGACUCCGGCUCCGGAAGGCAAGCACACAGGCAGAUAAUGCCCUGCUACUUGCCAAGGCAGAAGGCACAUCAACCCACCAGAGUCCAAGUAAGCCAAACACACCAGGUGGUCGAGGAAGGGGUGGAAAUAAUAACCGGGGAGGAAGAGGCAGCUCACGAGGGCGAGGAUCGACUCAUGGUAGAGAACUUGGCCACUUUGCAUCUGAAUGCAAGACAAAGAAGCAGCAGGACCAGGAGGUGAAUCUGGCUACAGAUGAAGAAGGUCCUGCCCUCCUACUAACUGUGUGCGGGGAAGAAACAUCAAGCAUGGUGCUCCUGAAUGAAGAAAAAGUGUACUCAGGUCAUCUAAGAGAAAGUGAAGAUGAAAACAUGUGGUAUUUGGAUAAUGGAGCUAGUAAUCACAUGACUGGCUCCAAAUCCUUAUUUGCAGAACUCAAUGAAAAUGUAACGGGACAAGUACGGUUCGGAGAUGGGUCCAAGGUCCAAAUCAAAGGAAAGGGAACGCUGCUGUUGACUGUAAGAAUGGUGAUGAAUUCAUCAUUCCUGAGGUUUACUACAUACCAGCUUUUCACAGCAACAUCAUAA